GGCACUGAGAUUAUAGUAUUCUUUGAAAUUUGAACGAAACCGGUGAGGCCCAUUUCCACGUACCCGACCCGCACAGCCCCUGAUUCUCGACGCAGAACCCUAAUUGCCGCAUCCUCUUCCACCGACCCACGAGAUCCAACCGCCGCAGCACGACGGCGUCGCUUCUGAGUCCUCCGGCACACAUCUCUCUCAACAAGUCGGUGAGCAAUGCUGGGGUUUUCAUAUGGAGAAAUAUUUCUGUUGCUUGGAGCCACUGCUGCUUUGAUAGGUCCAAAGGAUUUACCAAUCAUAGCCAGAACAGCUGGAAGGCUCGCCGGUAGAGCUAUUGGAUACGUUCAAUUGGCUCGUGGUCAGCUUGACACUGUUAUGCAGCAAUCCCAAGCUCGCCAGGUUCAUAAGGAACUGCAAGACACUAUGGCUCAGCUAGAUGCUAUUCGUCAUGAAAUUCGAAGUAUAUCAAUCAUAAAUCCUGGCCCUUUGACUCGGAGGCUUGUGGAUAAUCCUGACCAGACAUCUGUCUCAAAUGACAACAGGAAACCAGAAGAUUCUGUGGAGAGUAACUCAAUGCCCAAUGUUAUCAAGGAUUCAACUUCAGUGUCAUCCAAUUCUUGCAAUGUGCAAAGUCAAGCUACUAUUUAUGCCAGAUUGGCAGAGUCCCCUGUCAUAAAGAAUGAGUUGUCAGGAAGUAGUACUGAAGUUGAGAAGAUAGAAGACAAACUACAGCUUAAUGUAUUACCAAUUUCUGCUGAAAAUGCUGGACUAUUACCAAAUCGUGGGGCUGAUGUGAAAGGAUCUGACAUAGUUCUAGAAGCAAUUUUGGAGGCAGAGGUAGCUCAUAAUGCAAAGGAAUUCUUUUCACAUCCCCAAAAUCAAAUAUGACUGAUGAUAAUCCUACAUAGUACAUUAGUACCUUAAUUUGUAGACCUUAAAGUUUUUCGCAUUUGUAAAUACAAAAUAAUACGUUGAAUGUAUUGAUUCUUGAUUUUUUAUUUCUAGUUGUUCAGCCUAGAAAAUAUGCCUUUGGGUUUAAGAGAUUAUUCAUUUUUCUGA
Cajanus cajan (pigeon pea) is the source of this 1050-nucleotide messenger RNA. RefSeq lists its product as uncharacterized. NCBI's taxonomy places the organism in Eukaryota, Viridiplantae, Streptophyta, Magnoliopsida, Fabales, Fabaceae. The record is from RefSeq and is a predicted model, not a curated record.